GCCCUGAAAGUGGGAUUUGGUUAAGAUGGCACGUCGUCCUUUCAUUGCAUACUCGAAGCGGUUUUUAGUAAGCUUCUUCAAAGAUCGGUGCUCGUCAAGCCUGCAUCUUUCCCUCUUGUUUCCGCGCUGCUUUUUUUUCUCGACAGGGCAUGCUUGGUGUAGGAAGUGUCAGUUUUUUUAAGGGGUGGGGAGGCCGGGCUAUUCAAAGCUGCAAGUGUCCGUAAACAAUCCAUCAUGCUAACAUGGACGCGAUAAACACAUCAUAGUGAGCGACACACAUCCUCGCCAAGCCAGCCAUCAACGCAGUUUUUGGAGGGGUGGAAGAAGAAGACUGCAGAAUAUGGCGUCCCGCCUUAUAAAAAUAAGGCUGCCAUUUUUGUUUCGCUUUUGUCUGGGAAUGUUUUAAGAUGACCGUCUGGGAAUGUAAGCGCCGCGCCGGGAGCUUGUGUCCGCCCAAAAGCUGCUCGAGUACGGCGGCCAGAGGAUGGCGGAGCCUCGAUUUAACAACCCUUAUUUCUGGCCGCCACCUCCAUCCAUGCCUGGUCAGCUGGAUAACCUGGUGCUUAUUAACAAGAUCAAGGAGCAGCUGAUGGCCGAGAAGAUCCGACCACUGCAUCUGCCGCCUACCUCCACCCCUUCCCAGCAACCCUUGCUGGUGUCCGCCUCUUCCCCAGACGGUGGCGCCCAGCAGGUGCCAGGCCACCACCCGCAGCAGCAGAGCUCCGCACAAUCAGACAUUGCUUUGCACGGCCGGCCGGCCUCCAGUUCAGGAUCAGAUGGAAACAUGGACGACAAGGCAGCUGUGAAGGCCAAAGGAUUAUGGGAAGACUGGCACAUGAGACAACUGAGUGAGGAACACAUCCGCAUCAACCAUCGCUCAGGUGUGGCUCUUUCGUCCCGACCUGACAGCCACAGCACGUCGGAGGCUCUAACUCCCACGACUCCAACCUCCAGCAGCCAGAACCGCUUGGGCGGUGCCCCUUCGGUCAACAUCAUUUCUGGGCUGGCUAAUGGUCCUGGCAUGGAUCAUAUGAAGGUUGGAGGUCUAGCAGGACUGUUGGGUCCCCCGCCCAAGGCGCCCCGAGGACGUAAAAAAAUUAAAGCCGAGUCAGGUCCUCUGCUGGUGGUCCCCUAUCCAAUUCUAGCAGACCAGGGCUGCGCCACUGUGGCACCCAAAGAGGGCAAAACAUACAGAUGCAAAGUGUGCCCACUAACCUUCCUGACCAAGUCAGAGAUGCAGAUCCACUCCAAGUCCCACACGGAGGCCAAACCACACAAAUGUCCCCACUGCUCCAAGACAUUUGCCAAUGCCUCCUACUUGUCGCAGCACCUGCGCAUCCACCUGGGCAUCAAGCCGUAUCACUGCUCCUACUGCGAGAACUCCUUCCGCCAGCUCUCACAUCUGCAGCAGCACACCAGAAUCCACACCGGCGACAGACCUUAUAAAUGUGCUCAUCCUGGAUGCGAAAAGGCUUUUACGCAGCUGUCCAACCUCCAGUCUCACCAGAGGCAGCACAAUAAAGACAAACCGUACAAAUGUCCCAACUGCUACCGUGCCUACUCCGACUCAGCAUCGUUGCAGAUCCACUUGUCGGCCCAUGCCAUCAAAAACGCCAAGGCCUAUUGCUGUAGCAUGUGCGGCCGGGCGUACACCUCAGAGACCUACCUUAUGAAGCACAUGUCCAAACACACAGUGGUGGAGCACCUAGUGAACCACCAGUCCCCCCAGAGGACCGAGUCCCCCAGUAUCCCCAUACGGAUCUCUCUUAUCUGAGCCAGCUGGCGCUCAGGAGCAUUCCGAUUCAAAGUCAUUUUGAGGUGGGAGCCUGUCAGGCAGGCCCUGCACCUACCGCCAUCUACAUAAGGAUUAAGUUAGCAUUACGACAGCUGAUGUGACAGCGCUAGGGUCAAGAGUGGGACACCUCGUUCCGUCUUGAUGCAGACGUCCAGUUGAAAAGGAGCUCAGUGUUAUUUUGUGAAUGUAACAAUACAGCUAGAUGUUGUCCGGAGGAUGGAGUGGGAAAGAAUGUUUGCGUCAGAUUUAAUAAGCACUUUUGUAAGCAUCGUGUAAAAAGCCAGAUGCAUUGGCCAUCCAAAAUGUUUUUUUCCCUUCCUCCUCCAUGAAAUGGGUUUUCAGACAUGCCUGAUGAUAAUAAAAUAGACCAAUUUGUAAAAAGGUAUAUUCUGGAGAUAUCCAAAGAUAAUCUCAAAGCACCUUUCAAAGGCCUUUUCAUGUUGGCUCAAAUUGUUGAAAUUUUAUCUGAGGGGAAAAUGCCAAGAGCGCAUUUAUUUGUGGCAGCUAAGAGCACGGACUGUGUAGAAAACAAACAGUCUUUUCUGUUACCUUUUAUUUUGUUUUACUCACAUAUUUGUGCAAGGACACAUUUACAGGGUCAUCGAAAUUUUAAGAAAGGCAAUCAUAAGAUGACUGAAGCAUUUAAUGAUUGUAUUGGUUUGUUGAUGGGAGGCGGGAGGAAGUGUAAUGUUAAGGGAAGAAAAGUUCUCAUCCUCGCAAAUCCAAAUCUUUCACCUGCCCUCUGACGGUACCUGGAGAUCAUAGCGAGUGAUCAAAGUAAUACUGUGUUUUAAAUGACCUUUCCUCUCCACAUCCUACAAACUAGUGCCAUAUGUUAAAAGCCAACCUUGUAAUAUCUGUCCACUUCUGCUAAUCGGUUUAUUUUAGUGUUAGCUGCUGAGGUUUUAUUCAAUCUACCCUAAACCAGUACUCAGCCGUACUUAAAAAACACAUUUUAUUUCACUUGAGUAGCAAAUAUUAACUAACCAUUGGACCAAAAUGUGAAGAAACUGUACAGCACUCUCUCGGUAAUGAUUUUUUUCAUAAGCUUUAUUAUUUGGAAUUAACUGCAGUAUAAACAUCAUCCAUUAUGCUUACGUAUGACGCCUUCCUCUUUCAUGUUUUUUCCAUUUGUAUUAUUUUUACUGUACACAGUAUUCUUUGUUGUGUUUUAACCUCUGGAUGGUACUAAUACUUCUUCAGGGCACUUGUGUAAAGGGUGCUAUGGCGAGGUGUAGCGUCCGAAAAGGAAGAGCAAACAAUAUAUAAAACAGUAAACCGCAAGAGUCAAAGCACAGGCUUGGACACUAUGGACACUUAAUGCCAACGACAAACAAGAAAGUUCUGAUUAACUUUAUGUCUGGACAUCAUGGGGGCAUGUCCAUGUUGCUGGACUGCAGAGAUAUUCAACUGAUACCAGACCAGCCUGUGGAUUCAGUUCAAAACGUGGGAGAGACGAACAUUUUUGCAGCAGUUUCAUAAAAACACCAGAGUUUCAUAAUACGGAGGAUCUUUGACUUUUUCUUUGCUUUUUUUUGCAGGAGGUCUUUUAAAACCGCAGUGAACCUGUGUAAACAUAUUGCUUGUGUUUUAAUUUAUGACUACAUCAGCCAUUUGGUGAAGUAAACUUUUCAUGUGUGGCAGAUCCUAACAUUGACAUUAUAUACCAAGAACGAUAACAGUGAAGGGAGAAGUCCAGCCCCCGGUCUUGAGCUUUCGGAAAAUGUGGAACGAUUUAGUUGAAUAGCCCUGCUGUACUAUUUAACAACUUACUCAUUUGUAGUAUAUAUUUGUAAAGGUUUAAUAAAUACACUAUGUGGACAAAAGUAUUUUGACAAACACUUUGUGCUGGCAUUACUGUAAGUAUACAAACCUUAUUGACCUCAAGACGUGUGGGACAAUGCCUAUGCUCCCAACCUUGUGGGAACACUUUAGCACUAACAUGAUGGUGCCCUAGUGUACAAAGCAAAGUGGAGAGCCUUCCAAGAAGCAUGACAAACGUUGGUGGCCAAGUACUUUUGUCCAAAUGGUGGAUAUUUUUUUGGGAGAGGAAAAAAACAUUUAUGACCUUUUAGAUAUUAAUCAUGUUUUAUAUUGGUUAUUUACAUGUAAGCCUUAACUGUUCUAUCAUGACAUUUCCAUUUCUCUGUAUUGCUUUCUGCAGUAUUCACUUAUUUUUUUUCCUCCAUUUUCCCUCCCGCAUGGAGCUGUAAUCUGUAUAACUACUUCACCUGAGUUCUCUAUGGAAAAAAAAUAUUGUGUAGAUUUAUUAAACCUUUUCCUGUCUUGCAUUGUGGGUUCAUAUACGGUUUCUAGACAACUAAAUAUGCACAACCGAGACUGAGAAGUUAACCCACGGGUUAGCAAUGUUUGAAAGGAAAAAAAAAUUAAAAAACCUUUGUAUCGUUACCUUGUUUAAUAAAGAGACUGUUAUAAAUUC
Doryrhamphus excisus (bluestripe pipefish) is the source of this 4235-nucleotide messenger RNA. RefSeq names its product zinc finger protein 362b (gene znf362b). Gene Ontology annotation, cellular component: nucleus. The record is from RefSeq and is a predicted model, not a curated record. NCBI's taxonomy places the organism in Eukaryota, Metazoa, Chordata, Actinopteri, Syngnathiformes, Syngnathidae. Gene Ontology annotation, biological process: regulation of gene expression.